Messenger RNA from Aspergillus chevalieri, 381 nucleotides. RefSeq lists its product as uncharacterized. NCBI's taxonomy places the organism in Eukaryota, Fungi, Ascomycota, Eurotiomycetes, Eurotiales, Aspergillaceae. Bases 1 to 381 code for a protein of 126 amino acids. The transcript has a single exon. The record is from RefSeq and is a predicted model, not a curated record.
AUGGCUACCGCGGAGCAUAUCUGCCUUACGACUUUACGAAUUACGACCGCGCUGGAUGCUACAUUUGAUGGGGAAAACUUCACUGAAACGAGCUAUUUCGUUGUCAAGCAUGGGAGCAGAGACACCGUCCACAGCAGCGUGUUUCUGCUUGUCCCCCUCCUCCCUGGUUACCUACUAGUCGAGGCCGACUUGAAUGGACAUGGGCAUCGCGUCAAGGAGUGGAUAUUAGGUGUUUUGAGACAAUGGAAACGGAUGAUUUCUCGCCAAUAUGCUCACUCAAAUUCUUAUAAAUUGAAGAUCAUCCUCGGCUGCUUUGCCAACGCGCAUACGGAGUACAGGUCUACUCUAUGCAAUUGGCCAUUGAAGCUAGCAGGUGUAUAA